AUGGCCAUGGACAAAGCCGUCCAUCGCUGCGUGCGUGCAUACAUGACCCAAGGGAUGUGCCAGUGGACUGACAAGCCUCCCAAGCAAAGGGAAUGUCCAUUAGCUGAGCUCAUCAGACCCUGGAAAACAAGCAGCAUCCCCAUCACAGAGCUGGCCACUUUAUCAGAAGCCUUCGGCCAGUUUGUGGAAGCAAAAGCAUGCCACCUCUCAUCUAAUUCCCUCCUACCUCAACAUCUCAGGUCUUUAAAAGCUGUUGAGGCUGCAGGCUUCCACAGCAGCUACUCAUUCACUAUCUUCACAUCACCAUCGUACGGUGCUCUCCACUCAGAGGUUCUUAAGGCUCCUGGACUGAAAAGCAAAGAAGGACAAGUGCUUGCCCACGUCUCAGGUGCUUGCAACAGGACAGACAUGCCUUCUCUUCAGGACAUGCUCACAUUUCUGCUCACCAUACAGCUUCACCUGUAUGGUUGCUACUCCCUCGAUCCUCAAGUUGGACUCAGGAAGAUCUGCCCAUCCUGCCCUGGUUCCAUCGGGAAGGGCCAUGUAGCUGCUCCUCAGUCCAGGGAGGAGAGCACAACCGUGCUAGCACUAGGAGAACCCUGUGGGGUUUACACACUAGCGUGCGGAAGGGGUCUUCGCUGCAUGCCUCCAGAAGGAGACCAAAGCCCCCUUCAGGCACUGCUCCAGGGAAGAGGGGCCUGCAGGAGCAUCAAGACCAGCAUUGAGACCGUCCGACCCACAGAGUCUUGGCCGUCGAUCAGUGACAACAGUGAAAAGGGCCCCUGCCGCAAACUGCUGAACUCUGUCCUCCAAGGAAUUGACCUCACAGCGAUCCAGCGAGACCAAGACAUCUACAUCCCCAACUGUGACAAAAAAGGCUUCUUCAGGAGGAAACAGUGUUGGUCAUCGCGGGGAAUGCAGCGUGGCCAGUGUUGGUGUGUAGAUGAGAAAGGAACCAAAGUUCCGUCACGCACCAGAGAUGACGGUUCUAUUGCCUGCAGUGGUGCUUGAGACACUAGUCUAGAGAUUCAAGUCAAGUCUAAAAGAAAUCACAACACAGGACUUUAAUGGGGAGAUGAUGAGACAGACGGGUGUCUUUAUUGCUUUCUUGCUACACGUUGAACCAGACAGUAAGCCAGGGCUCAUUUUAUGGUCCUAUGAUGCCCUC
Molecule: messenger RNA, 1168 nt
Organism: Colossoma macropomum (tambaqui)
Lineage: Eukaryota; Metazoa; Chordata; Actinopteri; Characiformes; Serrasalmidae
Gene: igfbp6a
Product: insulin-like growth factor binding protein 6a
Exons: 6
Coding region: 1-1011 (336 amino acids)
Biological process (GO): regulation of insulin-like growth factor receptor signaling pathway
Cellular component (GO): extracellular region
Molecular function (GO): fibronectin binding; insulin-like growth factor II binding; insulin-like growth factor I binding
Source: RefSeq, a predicted model, not a curated record